Molecule: messenger RNA, 2682 nt
Organism: Mycena citricolor
Lineage: Eukaryota; Fungi; Basidiomycota; Agaricomycetes; Agaricales; Mycenaceae
Source: the annotation of a GenBank genome assembly
UUGCAUCUCUCGCCGCGAAGUCCAGGCACUCGGUGUUGGAGGCAAUUCGGCCACCGAGCUAGUCCGCCAUGUCCAUGAUACCAUCAUCGAGCGAAGUUCUUCGCACGUCACGUCCAAAAGCGACUGUUUCAGACCCAUAACACCUGCUUCGAACAAAGCUGACCCACGAGCGAACCAUGAGUGGCUGCGGUCGGGAGGAAUAGUUUCUGGCUAUCAGACAGCAUAGGAAGCAAUCGGACGCGGCUUCUUGAGCAAGGGUAGCUGUUUCACGAAUAUGACUCAGAUACGCUGUUUCUUGGAGGCACUCGCGACGAGGGCAAAAGGUCAUAAUCCACAACCAGCUAGCGCGACUUGAGAAUCAGGCACAUCUUAUUUGACGGAUUUCAAUCCAUCUUGAGAGGCAGCCAUCUAGAUUACCGAGCAAGAAAUGAAGAUCCUCGAUGAUAAGGAGCGAAUCCCAUGGUCGUAUGGGACUAGGAAGGUGCGUCACGUGCAAAGUCUCCGGUGGAUUGAAAUAGAUCACGAGAGAGAGAGAGGAUCAAACUUGAGAGCUCUCUCCAUAUUUCAUUAAAAUACGCGAAAUAACAGGUCCUGCUGAGAUUGGCGAAGGUAGUUUCAUAUCUCCCUACAUGGGUAGGUUACCCCGACAUGACAGAAUUUGCUUGCCGUCCACUGAUCUCCACUGAUUCGACAUUUGACUGGUCAGCUGUCACCGCCACCAGUGAUCAGCCUUGUUCCUCUUAGUCUCUGACCUUCGUUGAAGCAAAGAUGCCACAGUUUUCUCAAUCCGCAAGCGAGCCUCCCUCUCAUUCAGACUGCCAUGCCGCGAGCUAGUGUUUCCUCCUCUGCUUCGCAGCCCGCUGGAGCUCCGCCGACCAACUUCCUUUGCGACGCUUGCCAGGUGUCCAUUCCGGGGACCGCACCACGGGCACACUGUCUCAUCUGUCCGGAUCAUGAUCUGUGUGCAGCGUGCACGCUCGGCGAGCGCUUCGUUGGUGCGCACACAGCGGCACACGCAAUGGAGGUGUACCGCAUCUGCGGCGAUAGUGCAAUUGGGGUGGUGAGGGGAAACUGGGUACUAGCAUACACUGCCGCGCAGCCUUUGCACACGUCGGCCUCAUCUCCGACCAGCGGUAUCGGCGAGAUCGAUGCUGGUGGCACGAUGUCUCCGGGUGCGGACACUAGUCCAGACAGUGCUUCAUCCAGUGCAACAAGGAUUUCUACCUCUACCGCUUCUGCUGCACCACCCACCGGUCUCAAUGGAUGGGGGCCAUUCUUCUCGCCUGCCGACCUGAGUCAUACACGAAUCUAUGCCGAGCUUAUCAUGGCAAUCUUCGAGCAUCUCGACACAGCACGUUCCGGUUACUUGCCGCCAGAGGGCUACUCUCGAAUGAUCGACGACAUGCAAUAUCCACUUCACAUCAACAUCUGGAAGAAGAAUCUGACUCAAAGUUCGUUCCUCCAGAGCCGCGAAGCUGCUGCAGAUGCCGCUCUCCGCGCAGCGUACGACACCUUCGGUCUAGAAUACAUCACCCAGAGCCGACCACGUGCCAAGUCGUCCGGGCGCUUUUCAGGUCUUCAGUCACUGGCAAGCCCAGCCACGCCGAUGCCGCUCCUCACUGCAAGAGGUCUGGGCAACGUCAUUGCCAUAGAGCUGCUGUCCAACCCAAACGACGCCUUUCCGCGGCUGGCCAGAGCUGUCCAAGCGUACGGACUUUAUUCGAAAGAGCCAUAUGCGAGCUGGGGCGCGAUGCCACGCAGAGUUCUACCCGCCUCGCCGGAUCCGAGGAUGUUGGCUCGAGUUCAACAGGCACAGAUGAGUGCUGUACAGACGGCCACCAUGAAUGCCCAAUUGACUGCUCAGGCGGAUCUCGCUGCUGUCAACAUCCUCAGCGACUCGCAGUGGGAGAGGAGACGUUAUUGAGCGUUUGGUGGGAUGACCCGUUACCUCCUCGUCUCGGCGAUUACACCAUGUUGCCACCGAUGUGAAUGCAGUUUUGAAUACCCAUACCAUAUCUCUUACUCGGCAAUACUCGAGAUUCAAGAUCCUGUAUGCUGUCCUGGGGGCACCGUUCUUCUCAUAGUGGGCAGAACUAUCCCAUCGAGUCCACGAACUCGAGUCACUCGAUCAGGCGUGUCGGUGUUGACCGAUUCAGUGAACAGCCAGCGUUAUCGCAGCUCGCAUAUUACAUAUAAUUCAGUUGCGAAGCACGGAAUCGACGGUUCUGGAUACAUGGAACGUACAUCCAACACCAAUACAGAUUGUGUUCAUGACAGUCGCAAGCACGUUAGAACGCGAAGUAAUGUACGAACUUCGCAGUGGGUCUCCUCUCCGUGGUCACUUCCCCCUCCGCAAACGGCGCCACAAAAGCUUUAUCGUCAAUGAGCACCUCAGCCCCGGAGCGCGGUAGCGCGUUGAGUUGAUUCCACGUCUGGCGCGAUCUCGGCGUUGUCGCACUUGACUCCAGGUAAUUGAACCUAUCAAUGACGUACCACACCGGGAACUCAGCCAGGAUUCCCGUAGCAUUGGGGGAAAUGUGCAUGUAUUGAGGGUGGCUGAAUAUCAGGUGUACGAGGUACUGCGGGGCGGUAUUUGAGCUGACAUGGUACAACGAUUCACGAAAGAACAAGUACCCACUUCGCGACCCAUGUUGGGGAACCGGUAGCUAGGAUGGGUGCAUG